Molecule: messenger RNA, 1947 nt
Organism: Dictyostelium discoideum AX4
Lineage: Eukaryota; Evosea; Eumycetozoa; Dictyosteliales; Dictyosteliaceae
Exons: 3
Coding region: 1-1947 (648 amino acids)
Molecular function (GO): zinc ion binding
Source: RefSeq, a predicted model, not a curated record
AUGAAUAAUGAUAUAAUAUUAGAUAGUAACAAUAACAAAUGUACACAUCAUACAAAUAAAAAAAUAAAACUUUUAUGUUUGGAUUGUAAAUUAAUUCCAUGUUGUAAUCAAUGUAUUUCUCAAGAUGGUGAACACUAUGGUCAUAAAACAAAUUCUAUAGAUUCAAUGGAAACAUCAAAUAUUCUCAAAAUGAUGAAUUUAUUUAAAAAUGAUAUCAUUCCAAAAUUAAAAGAAACAAUAGAAAAUGAUAAACAAAUAAUCAAUGAAUCUGAAAAUAUUUAUAAUGAAAUAAAACAACAAUAUGAAAAUAAUAAAAACUUAAUAACAGAUGAAUUUAAUAAAUUUCAUAAAAUACUUCAAAUUAUUCAAUUAGAUAUUGAAAAGCAAUUAAAAACAACAUUUGAUCAAAAUACAUCAAUUAAUACUACUAUUAAUUCAUCAAUCAAAAAUAAUAAUGAUAAUGAUAAUAACAAUAAUAAUAGUAAUAAUAAUAAUAAUAAUAAUAAUAAUAAUAAUAAUAAUAAUAAUAAUUGGGGUAUUAAUAUAGAAUCAAUAAGUUAUAAAUUGGAUAAUCUCAAUGAUCCUGACUUACAAAAUUAUGAUGAAAAUCAAAUUUAUAACUGGCUUGAAAAUGAAGAAAUUUAUCAAUUAAUUAAAAAAUAUCAACAAUCAUCAAUAAUAGUAAAUAAUAAUAAUAAUUUUGAUAAUAUAAAUAAAUUAAAAGAAUAUAAAAAUCAAUCAAUACUAUUCAAUAAUCAAAAAAUAGAUGAUAUUAAAAAUAUUUUAAAAUUAAUUUAUAAAUUUGAUAAUAUUAUAGAGAACAAUAAAAAUAAAAAACUAAACAUUGAAUUCGAUGAAAAUAAUUUUAAAUUUAUAAGGAGUAGGUAUGGGAAAUAUUAUAUACAUUCAGAGAAAUGUGAAUUUUCAAACUAUAAAGAUAAAGAAGCAAUUGCAUUCGGAGAAGAUUGUGGUAGUUUAUUAAAAUUUAAAUCAGAACCUAAUUUAAAGAGUGUUAUGUUAUUAGAUGGAUUUAAAGAAAGUUUAGAACCAGGUGUAUUACCACUUGGUAUUAAAUAUUUAGAAAUAUGUGAUAUUAAAACACCAUUAGUAGUUGGAUCAAUACCAUCAACUAUUUCAAGUUUAAUACUUCAUGAUGGAUUUAAUCAAUCAUUAGAACCUGGUAUUAUUCCUUCCUGUCAGGUAAAAAAUGAAGAUAUAUUGCCAUAUACACCCACAGGAGGUGUGCAAUACUUAACAUUACAUAAUAUUAAAAGUGAACUAAACAUUGGAUCAAUUCCAGAGUCAGUAAAACAAUUGAUUCUAAAAGAUGGAUUCUCUCAAACAUUAACGCCAGGUAUUAUUCCAAAAAGUGUUGAAAUUGUAACAUUACAGGAAAUAACAAAACCAUUAGCAAUUGGGUCAAUACCAAAAACAGUUUCAAAAAUAAACUUUUAUAAAGGCUUUAACCAAUUACUUACAGCAGGUAUUAUACCAGAGGGUGUUAAAUCAUUAGAAUUCAAACAAGUUAAUGAUUUAUUGAUUGAGGGUUCUAUUCCUAAAUCGAUUCAUUCAUUAUAUUUCAAUGAUGGUUUCAAUCAAAUAAUAUCACCAGGUAUAAUUACAAAUGGAGUGUGCGAUUUACAUUUGGGAGGAAUUAAACAAGCAUUAUUAGUGAAUUCAAUACCAAAUUCUGUAACCAACUUGUGUAUCUUUAAUGGAUUUAAUCAAGCACUAACACCAGGAAUCAUUCCAAAUUCCAUAAGGAUAUUAAUUUUAGGCUGUGUAAAUACACAACUAUUUGAAGGAUCAAUACCAAAAACAAUUCAAACAAUUAUUUUAAAUAGAAAUAUUGAACCAUCAUCUUUAGAUGUUUGUAAAUUAGAUAAAUCUGAAGAAAAAAAGGAGAAAAUGAUGAAUAGCAGAAUCUUUGUAAGCAAAUUUAGAUGA